Austrofundulus limnaeus is the source of this 2392-nucleotide messenger RNA. RefSeq names its product mitogen-activated protein kinase kinase 6 (gene map2k6). The record is from RefSeq and is a predicted model, not a curated record. Bases 442 to 1518 code for a protein of 358 amino acids. NCBI's taxonomy places the organism in Eukaryota, Metazoa, Chordata, Actinopteri, Cyprinodontiformes, Rivulidae. Gene Ontology annotation, biological process: MAPK cascade; protein phosphorylation. Gene Ontology annotation, molecular function: ATP binding; MAP kinase kinase activity. The transcript has 12 exons.
UUCCAUUUAUUUUAUUUUAUUUUUUUCUUGUUUAAACUCCUCUCAGGGCUCCGUUCGGUUAAUCGGUUACAGUCGAUCAAUGAUGAUGAAACAUUUCCUUUCAGUUGAGGCUUCCCGCCGCCACACCUCCACAACUGCAUUUCCCACAAUCCCCCGCGCUCCAAGCAGGAAGAGCGUCGCCUCGCAGGGGCUCACACUGAUCCAAGUUAGGAGCUUUCAGCUGCCAGCCUCGGCCCAUCAUGUAAGCGCUGCGGAGGACUCUUUGCAGCGCUUUUGCACGAAUCCCCCAGGUUUCCCGACGCCCGCGCGAGCCGUGCAUUCGUAGCCCGCCGCGUGCACGGACGCGCGCGCCCCGCACGGAGAAAGGGUCCAAGUGCAUGAAGACCGAGGCUUGGAUCGUGCAUCUUUGUUGCAGCGCGAGCCGCCAGCAGCUCCAGCUCGAUGGAGGGAGGGAGCGAGAAGGAAGGCAAAGUCUUUUGUGCUUCCCCUCCCCCCCAUCAAAGCAGAGGGGAAAUGUCUCAGCCGAAGGGAGGUAAGAAGAAGCCGGUGCUCAAGCUCUCCAAGGAGGUGUUUGAGCAGCCAGCACCUGCUGCUGUACCCCCCAGAGAUUUGGAUUCAAAGGCUUGUGUAACAAUCGGAGAAAAGAAAUGUGAGGUGAAGGCGGACGACCUGGAGCAGAUCUGUGAACUGGGCCGGGGAGCGUACGGAGUGGUGGACAAGAUGAAACACGUCCCGUCUGAUCUGAUCAUGGCUGUGAAGCGGAUCCGGGCCACGGUGAACACUCAGGAGCAGAAGAGGCUGCUGAUGGACCUGGACAUCUCCAUGAGGACAGUGGACUGUUUUUACACCGUCACCUUCUACGGAGCGCUCUUCAGAGAGGGCGACGUCUGGAUCUGCAUGGAGCUGAUGGACACCUCCCUCGACAAGUUCUACAAGAAGGUGAUCGAGAAGGGCCGGACCAUCCCCGAGGACAUCCUGGGAAAGAUCGCCGUCUCGAUAGUAAAAGCUCUGGAGCAUCUGCACAGCAAUUUGCAAGUCAUCCACAGAGAUGUGAAGCCCUCCAACGUGCUGAUCAACACUCAGGGCCAGGUGAAGAUGUGCGACUUCGGCAUCAGCGGCUACCUGGUGGACUCSGUGGCGAAAACCAUGGACGCUGGCUGUAAACCCUACAUGGCCCCGGAGAGGAUCAACCCGGAGACGAACCAGAAGGGCUACAACGUCAAAUCGGACAUCUGGAGUUUAGGAAUCACCAUGAUCGAGCUCGCCAUCCUGCGCUUCCCGUACGACACGUGGGGGACGCCCUUUCAGCAGCUGAAGCAGGUGGUGGAAGAACCUUCGCCCCAGCUUCCUGCAGACCAGUUCUCCCCGGAGUUUGUGGACUUCACCUCUCAGUGCUUAAAGAAAAUCGCCAAAGAGCGGCCGACGUACACAGAACUGAUGCAACAUCCCUUCUUCUCUGCCCACGAGGCCAAAGAAACCGACGUGGCUAGCUUUGUGAAAGUCAUCCUGGGAGACUGAGCUCCACACUUCGCACCCGAGGGAGGGAGGGAGGAAAAAAAUCGAAAUCCAACCAACAAACAAAAAKCUCCGGUCGCUGCGCCCCCGCCCCGUCUGUCACCUGCAGGACUCCCUCUCACCCCCCACCCCUCCAGAGGACGCAGCAGAACCAGGAUACCCGGUGGGAGGUGUGGGGGGUGAGACCUCCCUCACAUAUCAUCUAAAUGAAUUUAUGGUGUCUGUAUGCAAACCCUCCCCCCUCUCCCCCCAUGAUCAGAUCAGCUCUGUGCACCACCUGCUACUCAAAACACGAUCAGAGACGACCUGGCUCCAUCGUCCGGUCAAACUUUUCCUUCUUUUCUCGCUGAAAACCGGUGGAAGACGUGCAGAUCGUAUAAAAGAUGAAUGAUUUCAUGCUAUCUGUGUAUAAUCUAAGUGUUUGCCUACUCAAAGCAAGUGUUGCAUCAGAUUAUUAAAUGACUGCAUGUACAGAAUCUAACCCCCGCUGCCUCAGACUGCCCAUGGGGGACAGCUGUAGAGCCUGGUUGAUAYCAGCGCCUCCUAGUGGUCAUUCUUAGGUACUGCACCUCAACUGCUUUCCCAUCAUCACAUCAAACGAUGGGUUCUGGGCUCAUGGCUACCUGUGUGUGCAUGUGUGUGUGCGUGCGUGUGUGUAUUCACUGGGCUGCACGGCRCGGAGUUUAAGGAUUUAUUAGAUAUGUUUUGUCUCACCGUUCCUGAGCUCCUCUUCUGUUCUGAGGUCAACGUUCGUCAGGAUAUCGAGCUGCACCAAAUUACAUUUCGUGCAAACACUUUCUUUUUCUAGUUGUGUUGGUAUCAGUUUGGUUUCUGUUUUUYUAGCUAUUUUCCCAGAAAUAAAAACAAAAUAAAAAAA